Messenger RNA from Penicillium coprophilum, 1158 nucleotides. RefSeq names its product CobW family GTP-binding protein. The coding region runs from base 1 to 1158 and encodes 385 amino acids. Lineage: Eukaryota; Fungi; Ascomycota; Eurotiomycetes; Eurotiales; Aspergillaceae. The transcript is spliced from 5 exons. The record is from RefSeq and is a predicted model, not a curated record. Gene Ontology annotation, cellular component: cytoplasm.
AUGUCUGCCAAAUCUGAAGAUGAGGAUGCUCCUCCGGAGCUUAUCGAUGUGUCUGCAAUGCCAGCAGGCCAAACAUCGGUAGAUGAAGAACCAACAGCUCGAGUGCCCAUCACGCUGGUCACCGGCUACCUGGGAGCGGGAAAAACAACCCUAUUGAACUAUAUCCUGACAGAGAAACAUGGCAAGAAAAUUGCUGUGAUCAUGAACGAAUUCGGUGACUGGGGGCAAGAAGUCACUGAAUGGAUGGAAGUCGGGAAUGGCUGCAUAUGUUGCUCUGUAAAAGACUCAGGCGUAAUGGCCAUCGAGUCAUUGAUGGAACGCCGCGGCACCUUCGAUUACAUCCUCCUAGAGACAACCGGUCUCGCCGACCCGGGCAACAUUGCCCCGAUUUUCUGGAUGGACGAAGGACUUGGCAGCUCAAUUUACUUAGAUGGCAUUGUCACCCUCGUCGACGCAAAGAAUAUCAUGCGCUUGCUGGACGAGCCGGCGCCUGAAGAGAAGGCCGAAUCGCAUGACGUGCACCACGACCACGGUUCUGGCCCUGUUCUAUCUAUGGCUCAUAUGCAGAUCUCGCAUGCGGAUGUGGUGAUCCUCAACAAAACGGAUCUGGUCACAGAUCAAGAGCUGGAGGCUGUAAGAGAUCGUGUUGCCUCUAUCAACAGUGUGGCGAAGAUUCAUGUGACGGAUCAUAGCCGGACCCCACAGAUUGAGGGUGUUGUCCUGGAUUUACAUGCUUAUGAUCAUUUGGCAGACUUGGAUUUCAGCAAGAAGGGACAUAGCCAUAUGGACCCGGCAAUUUCUACCACUGCAAUUGUUACGCCUCCAAUUCCAGCAGAUAAGGUCAACUGCGUGGAUGCAUGGCUGCGCUCUGUUUUGUGGGAUACAACAUUCCCUGUGCCUGCAGACUCGGUCUCAUCUGAGCCAUACCCCGUGGACUUCGAGGUUCAUCGGUUAAAGGGGAUACUUAUUCUGGAUGAUGGGACAAGCAGAAUCAUCCAAGCUGUGCGGGAUGUAUUUGAGAUUCGAGAUGCGGAGCCCAUAGUCACCCAGGAUCAGUCCAAACCACUUCAAUGCAAGAUUGUCCUCAUUGGACGAGGACUAGGGUCAAGUGUAGGGCCUUGGCAGGAGAGCUUUGAGUCUUGUUUGGUUGCAAAAUGA